GGGCUCCUGGGAAGACGCGGGGACGGGAAUCUGCCUGGAGCAAACCCCAACACCUGGAGCUCGCGCGCUGGCGGGAAAAGCAGGGUAGCCUGCGCAAAGGUGAGCGCAGCUGCCUCGCUCAGCCCGCACGUUCGCCGGCCGGGAAUGAACGCCGCUGCCCCGAGGACGCCGGAUGGACGCCGGAGACCAGGGCCGGGACCCGAAGCGCGCUCCUGAAGCCUCACUUACGGAAGGGUGGUCGCUCUCACCUGAGGAAGGCGACCCUGAAGGACAAGGCGGGACCUAGCUACAAGUCUGCCUCCUUUGCGGCGAGUUUGUCCUCGAGGAACGGAAUGGUAUUGAAGCAGGACUUCGGUCCUGACUUACCAAGCGUCCCAUCCUCUUCCAUGCAAGUAUAACACACUCCGCAAUCUGCUCAGCACAGGAAGAGUUAAAGAUGAUGAUGAGGAAAAAGAGGAAGCGCGGAGGCCCGUCCCUCCGCUCAUGCUUCAGCCGCGUCGCCCCGCCGCUGGAAUCCCGAAGAGCUGCAUGGACGGGCAUGGGGACAGCGGCCCCUUUCUGCGCCAUCGCCGCCUCCGCCACCAAGGUUGAGGAGCAACAACGCCGCCCUGGUCGUCAACCGCGCGCCCCGCCUUUGGCUGCUCUUGUUCUGCUCAGCCUCGGGCUGCUCCCACACACAGGUGAUUGUCAGCUGCAGACACCAUGUCGAAUCCAGAAGUGCACUACAGACUUUAUAUCACUAACGUCUCACCUGAACUCAGCCAUUGAUGGCUUUGAUGUGGAGUUUUGCAAAGCCCUCCGGGCCUAUUCUGCUUGUACCUAUCGCAAUUCCAAAGUCUGCCGCGGCAACCUGGUCUAUCAUUCUGCUGUGCUGGGGAUUGGUGAUCUCAUGAGCCAGAGAAACUGUUCUAAAGAUGGUCCAACAUCCUCUACUAACCCUGAAGUUACUCAUGAUCCUUGCAAUUACAGCGGCCGUCAGGGAACCAGAGAUUAUCGCGGAGGAGAGCAGAUUCCCCCUACUUACUUUUUCUGUGGCUUGUUUGGAGAUCCCCAUCUACGGACCUUUAAGGAUCAUUUUCAGACAUGCAAAGUGGAAGGGGCUUGGCCGCUCAUAGACAACAACUAUUUAUCAGUGCAGGUGACAAAUGUUCCUGUGGUCCCAGGAUCCAGUGCUACUGCAACAAAUAAGAUUACCAUUAUCUUUAAAUCCUACCAAGACUGUACAGAUCAGAAGGUGUAUCAGGCAGUAACCGAUGAUUUGCCAGCAGCUUUUGUAGAUGGCACUACUAGUGGUGGAGAUGGAGAUCCCAAAAGCUUGCGUAUUGUGGAAAGAGUGAGUGGCAAAUACGUGGAAAUGCAUGCUAGGUACAUUGGAACUACCGUGUUUGUGCGCCAGCUUGGCCGUUACUUAACACUAUCCAUUCGCAUGCCAGAAGAGCUAGCCUUGGCUUAUGAGGAGAGCCAGGACCUGCAGCUCUGUGUGAACGGCUGUCCCUCCAGUGAACGUAUUGAUGACAGCGGGCAUCUUCCUUUACCAGUGUUGGGGCAGCUUCUUCCUUCUGGGGUUUCAAGUCACACCCGUUCUGUAUAUACACUGGAGACUGCAACCACCAAGUGCCAUGAGAAGAUGCUCCUGAAGGACAUCUAUUUUCAUUCUUGUGUAUUUGAUUUACUCACCACUGGUGACGCCAAUUUCACAGCUGCUGCACACAGUGCCUUGCAGGAUGUUGAGGCGCUGCAUCCGAGGAAGGAGAGAUGGCACAUCUUCCCCAACAAUGAAGGCAGUGUUCAGAGGGCAAAAUUUGGACUUGGACUUGUGGGCUUUCUGCUUCUUGUGUUUUUGUAGAAUUCUCCCCUCUUUGAUGGUUGUUGUAGAGAACAAAGUUUUAAAAUAUAUAUUGUCAUAAUAUAUUAAGAACAUAUAUGUAUAUACCGUGUAUAUGAAGGGAUGCUUUUUUGUCCUGGGACAUCCAGAGGAUUGUAUAUAAUUGUGUUAUCCUUUUUCCUAUGUAUGUUGGAUGUAAUAUUCUUUUGAUUGUAAUAUUUUUUGCUUUGCAGUUGGUGAAACAUUUUAUAAUGUCCUUUCAUCAGGACCUAAUAGAAAGCACUUUAUUUUUUAUAUAUUAACUAUUUAUGUGUACCUAGGUAAUACGUAAAGCAUAUAUCCAUCUGUAUAUAUACCAUACCCAGUAUGCCCUCUAAGUAUUGCCUAGCUUAAUUCGUACACUUAUAAGUUUUAUUUGAUUCCUUUUCUUCCAUUCUUUUGGCCAGUUAAGACAACACAAGAAUCUAGCUAGGUAGAUAAUAUAGACCUAGGUCUAGGACAAGCCUAGGACUUCCAUUGGACCCUGGCCAGUAGCCUCCAUUCAUAGGAAUGCAGCAAUUAUUGGCCAUCAAUCUUCAGAUUUAGUGCAUUCACAACUGCAUCUUAUUGUUUACUGAUGCAGCAAAUCUCUGCUUCCUUCCAAGAAUUGCUUUUUAGCAUUGAAAAUUGUACUUAAUGUGCAAGUACAAAAUGUAAGUUUUCUAUGAAUUUCGUAAAGGACAUGCAUGGAAAACUGCGUCUCUUUUCUUUCCAGAUGUAUAUGAAUGAGGCCUAAAGAUUUUCCAGAACUUUUUUGGGAGGCUAGACCUCAAAUCUCUUUCAUAAUUAUAUGGAUCUCUUCAAGUGGUUUGUAUUAAAUGUUGUACCCUAAGAUAGUGGUAGGCCUUAAUUUCUUAAUUUUACUCCUAAACAUUUUUGCAACAACAACUAAUCAUAAAAAUUGGUAAUGAGCAUAAUUUUUGAAUUGUCUGAAAAGAAAAGUAGAAAAUUAAGAAAAUGGAUAUUGCUCAGGAGGUUAGGAUUACUUAAUUAUCAUUCCUUUGUCAAUUUUAGCAAGUUGAUCAACUGCAAGAUCUUCUGCAUUGGUCUGCUAAGUACAGACAUACACAUAAACAAUAUUUUGAAUGUGUAAAAAGACUGGCAGAUUUUUUGUGACAUCAGUUUUCAUGGAUUACAGUCUAUUAUAUGACACAUCUGUGAUACAGGCUGCAGCGAAUAAGAACUUAACGGCACAAAACUUUUGGGUGCCCAAAUGCCAUUUCCCCCUUCCCCCCACUUUUGUGUAACUGAGGAGACUGUAUAAGUGUUCCAUACUUAGUAUUUUAAUUCCUUCCAACACUUGCUAGAAUUGUUGCACUAAAGUCCUUAAAGUAUACUCUAGAUACAGAGAAAUUUAUAUAAAAUUCACUGCCAGCUGAACAAGCAUUUCUUACUCUCUUAUUAGCAGAAUAUCAUUUCCCAUGCUGGCAGCUAGGCUGAGAACAAUCCUGCUUCAGAUCAUUUCAGCUUUAGCUAUACUUAAUGAAGAGCAAUCAGCAAAACAAAGCAUUGUGCUAGGAAGGCAUGGUGGUUCCUUGGACUGUAAUAGUAGAUGCUCCUUAGGACUGGUGAUUGAUCUGGGAAUGGGUUGUUAUGUCUCAAGCAGGGCUUUUACUCAGCAUUUGAGACUGGAAGUGUCAAAGAUUGAAGCUGCCACCAUCCUCCUGUGCCUGGAUUAGUUGCAUAUGUGCUUAGUAAUUUUCAUUGUAGUGGAAGAGCAUUGGUUUGUAAUACUGAUUGGAACUCUAUCCUAGUUAUGCAUAGAUAUUUCUAGCUUGCUUGACUUGGAUUCAUGUCAUGCAAAUUCUUGUUGAUCUUGAGUAAAUCCUUCCUGUUUUAAAGUGACAGCACCAUAGUAGUUUAAGCUUUUACUUAAAAUCACCAAAUACAAGCAAAAUUGCUUGCUAGUUUGUAUAUUCAAAAUGUGCCUGAUCUCAGAAUGUCAGGAUGAACUUGUGGUUCAGGUUUGUGGCCCAAGUAUAUGACUUAAUUUUUGCAGCUACAAAAUCUUUAAAAUUCUGCCUUUGGUCAGUUGUUAAGGCAAUACAGAAUAUGAAGCCAACCUUACUGUAUUUCUCCUCCCCUUGUUCCCUUUCCGGUCUUGUAUGGAGAGAAACAUGAUGGUCUUAGAAUAGUUGAAUUUUUUCAUAUUUUUAUGUGCCAAGUGAAAAGGUAUUUGUGGAAGAAGUCUGGUUAGACAAGUCUAGAGUUAUAGCUACAUUGUAAGUAACAGGUGUAUGCUAAUUUUCUGCAUUCCCAAACCCCCAUGAAAUGUACACACGUGUGUGUUGACAAACAUACACAACAAAUAACUAAAAACUAAGGAAUCCAGAGAUAAAUCAUAUUUUGGAAAAGGUGGCAUUGGAAAUGCUUUUCCCUUCUUGUCCUAACUCUGGGCUUUUUUAAAAGAAAAUAUUAUUCGCACAUGUUGGUUCUUAAAAGUCCACCAUAGCCAAGAGAACUUUAGUCAAUGCCAAACAUAUAGAUAGCUUGAAGCUAGUGAAUGGUCUCUGGAGAAAAUAUACUUAGAGGGAACACUGGUUUUCAUAGAUACUCCAAUCGACUGUCUCUUUUAGAAGGCUUCAGACUUAUGCUUGGGAAGAAGAAUACAAAAUAAAACCCACAGUGUGACCCAUAUUUUUCAGAACAUUUUAGAUGUGCUUCAUGGCUAUACUAUUAAGUAUAUGUUUGUGUGAAAAACAAAAGUGACCGUGCAGUGUAUACUUUAAAUUAUGAUAGAAUAAUAAAGUUACAUAUCAUGCUGUGGAA
This is a messenger RNA of Crotalus tigris (Tiger rattlesnake), 4633 nucleotides long. RefSeq names its product repulsive guidance molecule BMP co-receptor b (gene RGMB). Gene Ontology annotation, cellular component: plasma membrane. Lineage: Eukaryota; Metazoa; Chordata; Lepidosauria; Squamata; Viperidae. The record is from RefSeq and is a predicted model, not a curated record. Gene Ontology annotation, molecular function: coreceptor activity. Gene Ontology annotation, biological process: BMP signaling pathway. The transcript has 5 exons. Bases 437 to 1846 code for a protein of 469 amino acids.